UGUCGCACUACGAAGACGACCGAGAUUCGGUCGUGUACUGCGUAGACUACGGUGAUUUGUCGUCUUCGUCGUCGUUCUGUUCUCGAAUCGAAACAGCAAGACACGAAACGGAAAGUUUUUUAAUUAUUUUCCGGUUAGGUGGAACUGAACAUCAAACGGGCGGGCGCGCGCGCGCGCGUUAGGUUUCGUCUGAACCAAUAAAAACCACUUGACCGACGAGCUCAGUGACCGCGGUAUAAAAUCGAAGCGAGAUACACACGUGACCGCUCGCGAUGUUCAGGUUGGCGUCGCGCGAACACCGUCUCCGGACGAGCGUAGCGUACACACGACGACUUCGGUCGGCCGACGUAAAGUCUCGGACCGUGGACGUUCCGACCGGGCCCAAAGUGUCGUACGAUUUGCUUCAAGUCGGCGUCCCGCGGGAGACGCGGACCAACGAGAAGAGGUAAUUUAGUUGCGUCGAAUAACAAAAUCAAUAAUACAAUAAUAUAAUUAUUAUACGUCGUAAUAUAUGUUUACAUAAGGCCGCAUUAUAUUAGGGCAUUUCGUUGAAUUUAUAUUUGUGUAUAUUAUAAUUAUUGUUAUUGUAUUUUUAGAGUUGCUCUGGUGCCAAAUUCCGUGGAACUUUUAAAAAAACACGGCUGGAAUGUGCGAGUGGAACACGAUGCAGGAACUGAAGCCAAGUUCAAAGAUCGAGACUAUGAAAUCGCUGGAGCUGAGAUCGUUUCAAAAGAAAGCGUAUUUCACUCAGGUUUGUUUGAAAAAAUUUUCAUCUUUUCGAUGGAGUAGACUUUUCAAAAAAAAUUUGUAUGCGGAGGGGAUAGACCACCAACACCCCCAAUUAGACAGCAUUGAGAAUGGUGUUUUUGAACAUAAUUUCAUUGGUAUUUAAUUUCCCGGCAAAUAUAGAAAAUCGUUUUAUUUUUGAUAUUUUUAACUUUCUGAAGCAUCUCUUUUAUUCCAUUCUUUGAACGGUUUUAACGGUUUUGUAUUUUUAGUUCACACGUUUAUCUUAAAUAAAAAUUAUUUUCAUAAUAAACUUUGAGUACUUAUCAAUUCUUAAGUAGGUAUACCUAUAGAUUUAAUAUCUAUUAAAUAACAAGUGAAAUAAUAUAAUCAUAGUGAAAAACAGAAUAUAAAAUAUUUCAAGCACUAGACAUAGAAAUAAUAGAUGUUGUGUUUCUAAAUAUAUUUUUAUUUAUUCGGAGAUGGUUUUUUACAAUAAACCCUAACAUAGAUUUUCUAUAUGUAGUUUAAUUUGGUAUAUUUUAUAAUGUAUUAGGUAUAAAUAUGAUUAUUGGUUAAAAUGUCAUUUGGUUGGUAAUUAUAACAUUUGUAUAUUAAUUAUAUUGAAACAAUAUAUAUAUAUUUUAAGACUACAAUUUAAAUAUCUCAAAAUUCGAUUGAAUCUAAUAUAGGUAUAUAUGAUAUAUAUUAUAUAUUAUAUAUCCAGUUUGUGUAUUAUGUCAUAAAAUCACAGUUUUAAGACAUUAUAUUUGUUUAAAUUAUUUGAAUUUAGUUGGAAAAAACUAAAUGUGCGCACAGUUGUUGGCGAGUUUUAAAUGAAAGGUACCUAUUCAAGUGUUUGACGCCUGGGUUCAAGGGUUUUUUUUUAAUUUAUCAACGAAUAUGUAUGAAAUACAUUAUCUAUAGAUACCGAGUGCGUAGUUAAUAGCAUAUAAAAUAGUUAAUUGGAAAUCAAUAAAUAUUAUUUAUUUUUAUUUUUUUUAUUGUUAAUAAUAUUAUAGAUAAAACAUUAUUACAUUGCCAUUAUCAUUCAGAUAAAAAGCAAAAUAUAUUUUGUUUUAAUUUUAUAGAUUGGCCAAGUUGUUUUCAUGAUAUUAGUAUAAGAUAAAAUAAAGAUCUAUUUUUAAAAAUAUGUUCUUAUAACAUGAAUUGGUAAUAUAAUAUUAUAUAAUAAUAAUAUAAUAUUGAUAUAAGCAUAAUCUACAUCAGCUUUUAUUGUGAUAUAACGUCCAACAGAUAAAAACAAUAAUAAAUUAUAACAAGGUUAAUACACCUUAACAUAAUAUAAUAAAAUCCAACUUAUUAAACACGAAUCUUAUUAAUUUAAAAACGAAAUAAAACUUAUCUAAUUUUUUUGGAGAUACUUAGAUUACUAUAAUAUAGACCUUUGAAAUCUUUUAAUCAUUAUAAAUAAUUUUAAUUUUUUCCUAUUAAUAAUAAUAACUUCGACAGGUUACUAAGCAAUUUCAAUGUCAAUAAAUUCUUUAAAAUUAAACUGUUAUUAAAAAAAAAUAAAUAAAUAAAAGGAAUAACCGGUACAGUAUAAUAAGGAACUAGACAUGUUUUAACUGGUUAACAAUUUUUAUCAGCUAGUUUCUAAGUUUAAUUUUGUCAUUCAAAUAUUCAAUAAUUUUUAAUUUUUAAGUAUGAACCUACAUUAUUUGGUUAAUUUUUAGCUUUAUAUUAUACAUUUAAUAUUACUAGUUAUUUUAAACUAUACAUAAAUAUAAUCAUGCGGUUUAUUAGUUAUUAACCUCUUUGUUUACUAUUCAAUUUUAAUUGGUAUUUUAAAACAUAUUUUAAUAUUUUCCUUUCCAAUCUGCCCAAAAAUAUUUUGUUCCCAUUAUAGAUUAAAAUACUAGAAAGAAAUCAUUUUAAAACAAAAUAUUGUACCUAUAAUAAAAUAGAACAAUUAAUGUAAUUUUCUAUUGUGAUUAUUGUGAUUUGUGAGUAAGAAUACAAAUGCUGACCACAGAAAACGAAUUUUAUAAUUUAUAUUGUUGUCCUUAAAAUCAACAAUGAAUGCAAAUUAUUUAAAUUGUUACAUUUAAAUGUAGCACUUGCUUUUACAAAUUUUCUACUAGCAAUUUUACAUAUAUAUAUAUUGUUGACAAAGCAUCACUAUCAACGAAAUUCCAUUCAGAAUCGUUAUUUCGUUAGUAAUGGUUUAUCGUUGCUUACAGAUAGGUAUACUUUAACUUACUUAUAACAAUGGCUGUACCCGUCUCUAUUAUUCUAGGACAAUUUUUUCAAUAUAAUAGUUAAUGUUUGUAAUGUCAUAAUUUAUGUAAUAUUUUAGAUUCCGAGCGUAGCGAGGGAGCUAUUGGUUUUACAAUGCUGUUUUUUUUUUUUUUUUUUUAUUCUAGUCUGUGGACACGUUUUUUUCUAGUAAACUUGAUCCUACUAGUUCCGUGAAGCAAAUUUUCUGAAAGUUCAAGUUGUCUAGAUCAUACUUUAGAGAAGCCAUUUUUUUAAUUUUCUACGCCAUUUUUUAAAUAAAAGCACCUAAGUGGGAAAAGACGUAGGAAAACGUAUAAUUUCACAAUUUCAUUAUUUUACAAAAACACAGACAACGUUUUCCACAAGAAAGAAUGAUUCGAUCGAAAAAUCACAAGACGCCUUUUUUGUUGCCUUUUUGAUUUACUUCUUACGGUAUCAUCGCCAAAAUAUUUAGCCACUUUUGAGCUUUUAAAGAAUUUUAUGUUUUGGGAAUUUUUUUUUGCUGUAAUUCGGUUAUAAAUACACGUAGAGACUCGAAAUUUGGUAAUACUUACAUUAGAUUUACCUAGAUGUGGUGAAAUUUCCAAUCAUCGUACGUCUUUUUCUCCUGUUUUUAAUAAGCGUUUUGAAAUCAAAUUCAAACAAAAAUCGCAAAAAAAAAAAAUACGGCACUUUAAAUUGUGUAUUACCGAACUACAUUCAGAAUCUUCUUCGUCAAGUAAUAGUUUAUCGUUGCUUAUAGGUAUAAAUAAAAUAACCUUAUGUAUCCUUCCCAAUUUUUUCCCUACAACAGUGGCCGCUCCCAUCUCCAGUAUCAGCUCUUUUUUAAAUUUGUAUUGUACUUUUUAUUAUAUUUAUACAGUACACUUUAUUUUAUACUGUAUACAUACUUUACAUAUAUUAAUAUUAUUAGUUAAUAUUGUGUACAAGGCCCAUACUAGAUCCCAUGACUCGUUAGAUAUUUCACAUUCUGACUUGGUGUUCAAAUUUAUACGAUCUUUAAAUAAUAAUAAUUUUCGAUGUUUAAUUUAAAAUUGUAUUUAUGUAUCCUCUUAAAUUGUUAUAACCUAUAAGUAACUUUAUAUAUUAGCAUCACCAUAAUUUAUAAUUAAAUUAUGUUGAUGUUAAAAUAUUCGCACUUGGAAAUAUUGGCAAAUAUAUAAAUGUGAAAUGUUAUUAUAAGGUUGUUAUUUUUUCAAGUUUAACACAUAAGUCAUGAUUAUUCAUAAUAUGUAGAUGAAAAUAUUAUUCUAUCUGAGCAUUUAAAUUGAUUUUAAAAUGUCUAACUAUACUUGUAUUUACAAUUUUAAAUACCUAGUUAAUUUAAAUUUUCAGACAUUGUUCUUAAGGUCAGAUAUCCUAUUCUCAAUGAAGUACCCCUAUUUAAAGACGGUUCCACUUUGAUUUCAUUUUUUUAUCCAGCAAAAAAUCAAGAUUUGAUCAAAGAACUGGCGAAAAAAAAAAUGAAUGUUUUUGGUAAAUUACAAAAAUAUAAUGAAUACAUAUUUUUAUAUUCAUAAACAGUAUAUAGUUUAUAUACAAUUUGUAUAAUACAUAUGUAUUUUACAGCAAUGGACUGCAUUCCUAGAAUAUCCAGAGCCCAAGGUUUCGAUGCACUGAGUUCUAUGUCAAAUGUAGCUGGUUACAGAGCAGUCAUUGAAGCUGCAAAUCAUUACCCCAGAUUUUUAUCCGGUAAAUUCAUCAUAACUAAAACAUAAUAUACUAAUUCUUUCAAAUGUUAUUAUUUAAAAUUAUAAUUAUAAAUUAUUUAUUUUAGGUCAAAUAACAGCAGCUGGAAAAUUACCACCAGCUAAAGUCUUUGUGAUAGGUGGUGGUGUAGCAGGUUUAGCAGCAAUUGCUCAGGCUAAGAAUAUGGGAGCCAUAGUUCGAGCGUUUGACACACGGUUUGCUGUCAAGGAACAAGUGGAAUCAUUAGGAGCACAAUUCUUAACAGUUUCUAUUCAGGUGGAUACUAUCUCUUAGUACUCAUAAUAUAUUCAUGUGUAAUUGGUCCCUAUUUCUCCAUUGAGUAGAAUAUUUAUUAAUUUUUGAUAUAUUUAUAGGAAGAUGGGUCAACUUCUGGAGGUUAUAGUAAAGAAAUGUCCAAAGAGUUUAUUGAAGCAGAAAUGGAUUUAUUUUCUAAGCAACUGAAAGAUGUGGAUAUUGUUAUUUCAACAGCAUUGAUUCCUGGAAAACCAGCACCCAAGUUAAUAUUAAAAGUAGGUACCUACUAUAUAUCUAAUGUAUUGGAUUCAUGUUAAAUAUUCAUAGCUACUAAAAUGUAGAUGACUUAUAUAGGAACACAUAGAAAGCAUGAAAUCUGGAAGUGUCGUAGUUGAUCUAGCUGCUGAAGCAGGAGGAAAUAUUGAAACAACCCGUGUUGGCGAAAUUUACACUUAUAAUGACGUCGUGCACAUAGGGAUAACAGAUUUGCCAUCUAAAUUGCCGUCUCAAAGCUCUUCGUUAUAUUCAAACAACAUAUCAAAAUUUUUACUAUCAAUAGGAAAUGACAAACAAUUUUGGAUUAAUUUAGAAGAUGAAGUAAUCAGAGGAAGUAUUGUUUUGAAAGUGGGAGAGUUAUUAUGGCCACCUCCAAAAUCUGCAAAACUUGACAUACCAGCAGAACAUAAAACCAUUUCAAAAGAAGUAAAAGUUAUACCUGUUAAUCAUCUCAGCAAGCACAUGAAAGAUUCAUUGGCUCUGACCACAGGCCUUGGUAGUUUACUAGCUCUCGGAUCAGUAUCACCUAAUCAUCAUUUCUCUAUUAUGACAUCAACUUUUUCCUUAGCUAGUAUUGCGGGUUAUUAUACAGUUUGGGGUAAUUAUAAUAUUAUUCUUUUAUUUUAUUUUUUUAAAAAUUUUAAAAUGCACAAUAUAUAUAUAUUUUUUUUUACAUUUUUAAUUUAGAUGUCACCCCUGCAUUGCAUUCACCGUUAAUGUCUGUGACUAAUGCCAUAUCAGGAAUUACAGCAGUUGGAGGUUUAUUAUUAAUGGAUGGAUCAUAUUAUCCUACAAAUGCAGUACAAGUAAAUAAUUUUAAUAUUUAUUUUUUCAUUUUAGUUGUAAUAUAUUAUUUUAUUGUUACCUAAUAAUAAUCUACAGGGAUUAGCUGCUACAGCUGCACUCGUAUCAUUUGUUAAUGUGUUUGGUGGAUUUAUAGUGACUGAACGAAUGCUACAAAUGUUUAAAAGGUAAUAUUUUUAAGAAAUUACUCUAGUCAAAAUAUUAUGAAUUUCAUUUCAAAUUAAAUGAGAAAUAAUGUAAAUAUAAACAAAUACAAGAAAUUUUGUUCAUAUUCCACGUUUAUAUCUAAUAUUAUUAAUUUUUAACAAAAAUUGAACUGUAAAACUUCCUAGUUGCCAAGUUAUAAUGUAAAAAGACACUUAAACUUGUUACCUACUUAUAGUUCUUCAAGUUCUUUUUAUUAAGUUAAUAAUACAGUAAGGAAAUUGAAUUUAAAAGGUACAGAUAUUGAUAGAAAUUUUAUUUGUAAAGAUGAGAAAGGUACGCUAUAGUGUUUGAGUAUAUCUUUGGUCCCAAGGAAAAAAUGCUUAUUUUUAGUUUAUUUUUAUUGUGCAAUUUUUGUUUGAUAUUCCAUGAUUGUUUGUUAUUCGUAAUUUUUUUCGAUAAAAUCGAUUUAAGCCUUUAUUGCUUAAGAUUAAAGAUAUAUUAAAAAUGCCAUUAUUUAUAACCAACAGCUAUUAUAUUUUAUACAAAUCAAAAUGUUGUUUUAAUAUUCUAUGUAGACCAGGUGAUCCUCCAGAAUAUAAUUCAUUAUAUUUUAUUCCGGCUUCUGUAUUCUCUGGUGGUUAUAUAUGGGGUGUUAUGAACGGUUUACCAGAAAUACACAAUUUUGCAGCUCUGGGGUCAUCUCUUUGCUGUAUUGGUGCUAUUGCUUCAUUAAGUUCACAAAAAACCGCACGUUUUGGAAAUAAUCUUGGAAUGGUCAGUAAUCUAUUAUAUACAACACAAUAUUUUUAGUUGAAUUGAUUUUUUUAAAAACUUUUUUUAGAUUGGAGUCAGUGGAGGUAUUGUCUCAACACUUGGCUAUAUCGCCCCAUCAACGGAAGUUUUGGUACAAAUGAUAGCAUGCACUGCUAUAGGUGGAACAAUUGGUUCAAUUAUUGCAAAACGAAUUCAAAUCACUGACCUACCACAACUUGUUGCUGGAUUUCAUAGGUAUACAUAAUAAAUCUUAUUUGAACAUAAAUAAUACAUUAUGUGUUUUUUUAUGUAUUUAUAGUCUCGUUGGUUUAGCUGCAGUGUUUACUUGCUUAGCUACAUUUAUGCACGAUUACUCGUUAUUUGCAACUGACCCAGCAGCGAAUAUUAUAAAGACAUCAUUAUACUUGGGCUCAUCAAUUGGUGGCAUUACUUUUAGUGGGUCAUUAAUUGCAUAUGGAAAAUUACAAGGCGUUUUGAGUUCAAAACCAUUAUUAUUUUCUGGAAGACAUGCAUUAAAUGUUGGACUACUUGCUGGAAAUUUGUCUUCCAUGGCGUAUUUUUUCUAUGAUCCAUCACUAUUUGGAGGUUUGGCUUCAUUGUCAUCUGCGACUGCAUUUUCAGCAGCUUUAGGACUAUCAUUGACGUCAUCUAUCGGAGGUAAUUUUUAUUUAAAUCUAUUACCAUUGAUUAUAGAAUCAAUCAAUGCUAUUACUAAAAUAACAUUAGAAAAUGUAUUAGUUAAUACUACAUUACUUCAAUCUGUAUGAUAUAUAGAUGAGAUUAUUGAUAUAUUUAUUUUAAAAUAAUUAUUUUGUGUUAAAACAAUUUUUUAGGAGCUGAUAUGCCUGUUGUGAUCACUGUGUUAAAUAGUUAUUCAGGUUGGGCAUUGUGUGCCGAAGGAUUCAUGUUAAAUAAUAAUUUAAUGACAAUUAUCGGAGCCUUAAUUGGCUCAUCAGGUGCUAUUUUGUCUUACAUUAUGUGUAAAGUUAGUAAUCUAGUUAUAUUGAAUUAAAAUAGUUAAAUAAUUAUUAAUUUACUUCUAGGCAAUGAAUCGUUCGCUCACUAGUGUCAUACUUGGUGGAUUUGGUAAUAAGCCUGUUAAAUCCAGUCAGCUGGCAGAAAUAGGCGGUAUACACACAGAAACAAAUGUUGACCAGGUAGCUGAUCUCUUGAAUAAUUCAAAAAAUAUUAUAAUUACACCAGGUGAGAUAAGACAAUUAAAAUUUGAUGAAUUAUGCACUUAGAUUCGAAAAUUAUACAUUUUUUCCCAUUUUUGAAAAUUCAUUUGUUUAAUAGUCAAUUAAUUAUUUUCAGGUUAUGGCUUGUGUGUUGCUAAAGCACAAUAUCCAUUGGCUGAAAUGAUUUCAAUUUUAAAGAAAAGUGGUAAAUCUGUACGUUUUGGUAUUCAUCCUGUAGCAGGUAUGCCAUCUUAGCUUUAAUUUAAAUAUAGCAAUUAAAUCAUAGAAUUUGUUUUUCUUAUUCUAAUAAAACCAAGUAAAUAUUCAAACUAAACGUCUUUAAUUUUAGGGCGCAUGCCUGGUCAGCUGAAUGUUUUAUUGGCAGAAGCCGGAAUACCUUACGAAGAUAUGUUAGAAAUGGACGAAAUCAAUGAUGAUUUUAAAAAAACUGAUUUAGUUUUAGUGGUUGGUGCUAAUGAUAUAGUUAAUUCUGGUGCCGAAGAUGAUCCAAAUUCUGUAAUUGCCGGAAUGCCCGUAUUAAAAGUCUGGAAUGCAAAUCAAGUAAAGCUAUUAGACUUAAAAAGUUAAGCAUUUAUUAACUAUAAAUUAUUAUUUAUUUUUGAGGUCAUUGUUAUGAAGCGAUCCUUGGGUUUUGGAUAUGCAGCAAUAGAAAAUCCAAUUUUCUACAAGCCAAACACCAAUAUGCUACUUGGAGAUGCUAAAUCAACUUGUGAACAACUUUUGGCCAAAAUUAAAAAUAGUCAAUAAAUACUACGUGCAUAUAUAUUAUAUGUAUCUUUAAUGUAAUUUAGGUAUACUUUUUUGUUUUAUUGAAUUAAGUUUUUAUAGUUUUAUGUUUAAAAAAUUUAAUUUUGUUUGUUGUACGUGUAGCUAUUAUUUUUCUCAACAUAAACUGCCGCGUCUCAUCUGAUCUAUACCCAAAGGCAUAAGAUUGUAUAAUAUGCAUUAUAAUUAUUAGAACCAAUUAUUUAAAUUAAAUUUGUUUGUUAAAAAUUAUCAAAAAAUGUUUUAAAUACCAACUUAAUUUAAUAAUUUUUAAGCUAUAGGGGCUGUAUCUAAUACAAAUUAAUUAUAAU
Cinara cedri is the source of this 9187-nucleotide messenger RNA. The record is from the annotation of a GenBank genome assembly. Lineage: Eukaryota; Metazoa; Arthropoda; Insecta; Hemiptera; Aphididae.